Molecule: messenger RNA, 1563 nt
Organism: Closterium sp. Yama58-4
Lineage: Eukaryota; Viridiplantae; Streptophyta; Zygnematophyceae; Desmidiales; Closteriaceae
Source: the annotation of a GenBank genome assembly
AUGUCCAGGAUGACUACCAGGAAUGGAGAGGUAUGCAUCACGGAAAGCUCGGCUGGUGCUACUCUGGAAAAGCCUAAGAAGGUGCUGGUGGUCGUCGACGUUUCAGCAUCCUCGGCCGUCAAGCGCAUGGUAGACCUGUUCACGGAGGUGGACAAAGACGCACUUCAACCGGCUGGGUCGAAGCAAAGCGUGCAGGAGGUGGCUCAGGACCUGCUUACCGCUAGUGCUGGUGUCAAGUCACAGUUGCAGGACGGCGGAAGUACGGUCGCUGCCAUCAGUGGUGCUAUUGGCGCCACCUUGCAAAGUGAGAAAGACGUUGUGGUCAACAAGUCUUCAAAGCCUAACGACGACGAGGAGGAUGAUGGCUACCUCAGCGAUGAUCCUGAGGAGCGCUACGAUGCGCAUGCAAAGAGUGAAGUCUCGCAGCGGAUUCGCUUCGCCAUUAAGGAUCUGCACAUGGAGAUUCAAACAACAACGAAGUUUCAGGAGCUGUCAGCGCUGUUUCUGAACAAGAAGCAAUACUCUAGGCUGCAGGUCACCUUCGAGCGGGAUCGGGAUGCCAACUUUGUGUGGAAGCACGGGAUCGUGCACACCUGUGUUGACAGGAAGCAUAUCAAUCUGGACAGGCAGCACCCGGUGGACCCGGCCUAUGUGAAGGCGCAUGCGGCUGACCCACUGCUGGUUGAAGUGUUGUUUAAGGGGGUGGACGCGGUGAUCACGCCGGAGAUGCUCUGCGAUAUGUUGGUGAAGGCAGCCUCGCGGGGAAGUUUCUUAGGUCUUGAUUUUAAGGAGUUCGCUGCUGGGCUGCCGAGAGGGGAGCGGUUGGUGAUUGCAAGGGACUUGAACAUGAUAGAGGACCCCAUCCUGGAUAAGUCUAACAGGCAGGGCGUAACAGGGGACAAUGCCAAGAUGAAACAGAUGUUGGCUGACUUUCAAGUUACAGACGCGUUCAAGGAGCUGCGACCGGAUGAGAGGGAAUUCACCUUCUUCUGCAGAUCGGCAUUGGUCAGUUCGAGGAUUAACGAGAUUUUGGUAUCGCAGGCAUUGGUGCAUCAAGUGGCGAAGGUUUCUCACCAGCCGCUGCCGCAGGAGAUUACAGACCAUAAAUGCGGGUUGAGUGGAGAAGCUCCAACGAGUUAUCUGUCUGCGCUUGUUAAGAGCAGGAAGGCGAAGGUGGGUAUAAAGGAGCUGGUAAAGGACGGCGUCAGCCACACUGAUGCGAAGACGGUCCUGGAGGUGGCGUCGCAGCACUUCAGAAGUGUUUUCGAUGACUCCUCUGGGGCGGCGGGGGACGCACCGGAGCUGCAGUGGACACCUAGAAGGGUAUUGGAAGAGGCAUCAGCAACGUCUCUGGAGUUGGACUGGACGGGGGAAGAGGUACGAACGACGAUAAGAGAAUUAGAGAGUGACAAGUCCCCGGGGAGGGACGACUUACCGAAAGAGGUGUUCCAGCGUCACUGGGGAGUGCUGAAAGGGCCGGUGAUGAGGAUGGUUAAAGAGUUCGUCAGUACAGGCAAGCUGCCGGCGGCGGCCAACGCAGCGGUCACUACUCUGUUGUACUAG